UCCGCGCGCCUCCCCCUGCCGGGCGCGCUUCCGUCGAGUCCCGCUCAGGCGCGUCUCCCUGAGGAGGUCGUCGUCGGCUCGUCUCCGGGCUGGAGCGGUUCCUUCGCGGGCGCCCUGGUCCCGCCUCCGGGCUGGUGGCGCUCGCGGGGCAUCGUGCCGCGGGCGACGCCGUCCGCUCCGGACGCUCGGCCCGCGAGCUGGCCCCACGCCGUCCCCCCGGCCCCGGACGAGGCCCCCGCGCCCUGCGGGGCUCCGGAAGUGGCUGCGGGACGGCCGGGCGCGGCCGCUGAGGGAGGGCGCGGGAGGCCCGCCGCGUGCGUCCGGCCCCGGAGCCGGGGGCACCCGCUGGGCGGUGGGCGUGGCCAGCUUCGGGUCGGGCUCGGAGGGAAGGCGGGUCCCCGGAGCGGGUCGCGGACCCGCAGGGAGCAGGGGUCCUGUGACGUCAUCUCAGGAAUGCGGUCGGGGCUGCCGGAGGACCGGGCGGGUCGGGACGCGGGCGGCCGCAGUUAGAAGCGCCCGCGAGGGGCAGGAGGAGCACCUGCCGGCUGGGCCCGCGCUUGCCGCCGCCGCUCGGCUGGGAGCACCGCAGGCCCUGGAUCCCCGCGCCCUCAGCCCGGGUCAGCACUUCUGAGCGCGCGGGAGGGCUCCAGGGAUACGUCUCUCCUCCGGAGCCGCUCCCUGUCCCCGCCAGGGCCCGGCCACCGGGAUGCACACGCCGGUGGAGGAAUCCCUCUUGGGGAUCAUCGCCUGCUACCAUCAGUACGCCGCUCGGGAGGGGGACGUGGAGACCCUGUCCUUGGAGGAGCUGAAGGCUCUGCUUAUGGACAAUGUACCCCACUUCAUGGAGAGCCUGGGCCGGAAGGAGCCCUACUACCUCUCGGAGUUGUUCCGGGCUGCAGACAAGAACAAGGACAAGCAGAUCUGCUUUGAUGAGUUCCUGUUCGUCCUGGGCCGGCUGCUGACCGACUACCACCUGCUGUACCACCGGCGGCUGUGCGCCUGCUACUGUGCCCAGCACAGCCUGCACUAGAUGGAGACGCGUGGACCUGCCCAGCCUGCACUAGAUAGAGAGGCGGCAGCCCAGCCUGCACUAGAUAGAGACACACUAGCCCAGACAGCACUAGGUAGAGACGCACUAGCCCAGCCUGCGCUAGAUAGAGAGGCGCCAGCCCAGCCUGCACUAGAUAGAGACGCACUAGCCCAGACAGCACUAGGUAGAGACGCACUAACCCAGACGGCACUAGGUAGAGACGCACUAGCCCAGUCUGCACUAGAUAGAGACGUGCCAGCCCAGACAGCACUAGAUAGAGACGCACUAGCCCAGCCUGCACUAGAUAGAGACGCGCCAGCCCAGACGGCACUAGGUAGAGACGCACUAGCCCAGUCUGCACUAGAUAGAGACGCACUAGCCCAGACAGCACUAGAUAGAGACGUGCCAGCCCAGACAGCACUAGAUAGAGAGGCGCCAGCCCAGUCUGCACUAGAUAGAGAUGUGCCAGCCCAGACGGCACUAGGUAGAGACGCACCCAUCUGCCUAGCCUGCGCUGAUAGAGAUGCGCCCGCCUGCCUAGCCCGCAGGUGCUGCCCAGGAGUUGGAGCCAGAGCCACUGCAGAGCUUUGCCCCGCUUGUUGGCAUGUGCCAGAACGGGCACUCCCCUGUGCACACGUGUGUGCAAUGCACAGCUGUGAGGGAAGAGAAUAAAGCCAUCCCACAAACAU
Molecule: messenger RNA, 1719 nt
Organism: Neogale vison (American mink)
Lineage: Eukaryota; Metazoa; Chordata; Mammalia; Carnivora; Mustelidae
Product: protein S100-A15A-like
Exons: 3
Coding region: 707-1030 (107 amino acids)
Cellular component (GO): cytoplasm
Molecular function (GO): calcium ion binding; transition metal ion binding
Source: RefSeq, a predicted model, not a curated record